ACCCAGAGAUCAGCUACCAGCUGGGGGGAGUUUUUUUUUUUUUUUUCCUUUCAAAUCAACCCCAUCACGAUUCUCGCAGUCUCGGGUCACGAUGCGCGCAUGGGUCCGCGGAUGGGUAAUAUGCGAGUUACUUAACCUAGGUGCGCCCGCAAUAUGGUCAUUCUACUCCUUUGCCAAAUCUCUUUCGCGGACGGAGGCGCGUAUUCGGAAAUUCGCAGACGGAUUCCGCCCGAAGGGCUGCUACUUGGUAGGCGGCCUUGGACAGAGACGGCAUGGCAUCAUGCCCGAACGAAGGAAUGGGAUACGGCCUCGGGCCACCAGUAGGCCGAGCGCACCCGCGGCGGUAACUGCGUUACUGCGUAGAACAGAUGAUGAAGUGAUCCUCUCCAACCUCUUCUAGACCGCCGACAACCCCUGCGCCUGUCGCUUAGUCCAUCCCGUGCUAGCGGACGAUCAAACGGCUUCGUGAGGAGCCCCUGAGACGGGUUCA
This is a messenger RNA of Durotheca rogersii, 490 nucleotides long. RefSeq lists its product as uncharacterized. The transcript is spliced from 2 exons. The coding region runs from base 92 to 400 and encodes 102 amino acids. The record is from RefSeq and is a predicted model, not a curated record. NCBI's taxonomy places the organism in Eukaryota, Fungi, Ascomycota, Sordariomycetes, Xylariales, Xylariaceae.